ACCGCGCCUAAGCGUUGUUGUCCACGGGACGAUGAACCGACGUCGAUCCGCACAGAUGGCGCACACGGCUACUUGCAGUUAAUGUACUUGGCAAUACCGACGGCCUACGGCGUACGAUGAGGAAAGUGAGGUUUGCCGAUUGUCAACUGCGGCCGGGAUCGUACCAAUAUGACUGAAUGCAAGUGUAUUCGGGAAUUACGUUCGGGUUCCAGUAGAUAGUGAAUGACGGACGCUGAUCGGAUCUAGGAUAUCCGUAUGGACUAUGGAUCACAUGAUGUGCGUCAUCGGAAUGUCGCCCUCAUUUUGUUAUCGACCUGAACGCCAUGGCGCUCCUCGCAGCAGAGAGCGACCUCUUCCGAAGGCCCUCGCUAUUCUCCUCGCCACGUCGCCACUCACUCUCACACGUUCGCAUCCGGUCGGAGGGCAGCGCCAGCGCAGAUCUCGGCUGUGUGCAGGAUGGGAUGGAUCUUGCGAGCGUUUGAGGACCAGCGCAACAGUCAUGGUCAUGAACACGACUCCGACCACAGACAUGGCGUCCCCGCACCUACAGACUCGCGCCCUUGUUCAAUGGGCACGCAGGCACAGGCAGCUGGGGCUACUGCCGGCGGGACACGAACACGGCACACGUUCCAUACCGCCCAGAUCUUCGGGGCGAAGGCCAGAGCUCGGGAAGGACAUGGCGGGGUGCGUGGAGAUUGAGAGUGGGAGUGGGAGAGGAGAGAGUGAGGGUAACAGAGGGGACAGCGGCGUCUCCACAAAACCCCCAGAUCGGAUGAGGCCCGACAAUUGACGCAUAGUCGUAGAAAGAUUGGAGGGGGACGCCAUGCGUCAUAAUCCCACGCGCCCAUGCAGCCUCCUCCUCCCUCCUCACAUUGUCGCUCAUCGUCGCCGCCCUCGUCCUCAUUCCCACUCUCCCUCUACACACUCGUCGCAUCGCCUCCUCCUCUUCCCACAUCCUCACCUCUCACGUUCCCACC
Molecule: messenger RNA, 977 nt
Organism: Cutaneotrichosporon oleaginosum
Lineage: Eukaryota; Fungi; Basidiomycota; Tremellomycetes; Trichosporonales; Trichosporonaceae
Source: RefSeq, a predicted model, not a curated record